Molecule: messenger RNA, 343 nt
Organism: Heterobasidion irregulare TC 32-1
Lineage: Eukaryota; Fungi; Basidiomycota; Agaricomycetes; Russulales; Bondarzewiaceae
Exons: 5
Biological process (GO): mitochondrial electron transport, ubiquinol to cytochrome c
Source: RefSeq, a predicted model, not a curated record
AUCCAUCUUUUGCUGUCUCCUCCACCUCCUCUCUUUGCACUCUCCUAAUCUCGUCAAAAUGAAGGCAACCAACGUAUGCAUGAGCGAUAUGCCUGGACCCAAGGUCUACAACCUCUGGUGGGGCGACAAGUCGGGCAUCAGACAGAAAGGCGUCAUCCAAUACUCCGUAUCGCCUUUCCGCCAACGCGCUUCUAAGAACUUGAUUCAAGGUUACAUCUUUAACGGCUACCGCCGCCUCUCUGCCCAUUUCGCUUACUGGGCGGUGCCCGCCUCUCUCGGGUAUGCCAUCUACGCAUGGGCGAAGAGCCGCGACGCAUGGCAUACCAGCAAGGCCGGACACAUC